This is a messenger RNA of Ctenopharyngodon idella (grass carp), 7343 nucleotides long. RefSeq names its product protein phosphatase 1, regulatory subunit 37 (gene ppp1r37). NCBI's taxonomy places the organism in Eukaryota, Metazoa, Chordata, Actinopteri, Cypriniformes, Xenocyprididae. The record is from RefSeq and is a predicted model, not a curated record. Gene Ontology annotation, molecular function: protein binding. Bases 2445 to 5612 code for a protein of 1055 amino acids. The transcript has 14 exons.
AGAGACAAUAUUUUAUCAACUGAAGAGAGCAAGGAUUUAUAAAACUAUUCUAUAAACUACCCCUGAAAACUAAAAAGAUGUGGGGAGAACAGACAUUGGACAUGUAGCAUGGUAAUACCAUGCUAUUCUUAUAAAUAUCAAGGUUUAUGAAAACAGUAGCCAUUUGUUCAGUACUAUGGUAUUACCAUCACUGUAGCAUGGCCAGUUGCUUAAAACAUCACAGUAUUUUGCAGAGCAAUAACACAAACACAGAGAAUAACAGGUAAUGUAUUACAUGAGCUACACAUUUUGUGUCAGACUUUCAACAUAAACAUAAUAAUGUCACCCAAGAAACAUCAUUUUAGCAGGGAAUACCAUGCAGUAAACAUGUAUAGGUUAAAGUCAGGUGACCUUCUCACAAGAAAAGUUACAUUUAGAUAAAGACAGUGAGUUGAUCACAUAGAUAACUCCUUACAUACUGCCUGUGAAGGAAGCAUUUUACACUUAUCAGAUGCAGUCAUGAUUUGACUUGUUGUUGCAGGUGGCAUUAGGGGAGGGGCAAACUUAUUGUAGCAAGAAUGUGAUUUUAUAUGAAAAUCUGUGUAGUGCAGAAUGAGUCAACAGUAUUUAUAAAUACUACAAUUUCAGGAUUUUAGCCUACUGUACAUUAUAAUACCACAAUUAGCCUACAUAGAUUAUUUUGGUAACACUACACAAUAAGGUUCAUUAGUUAAACAUCAGUUAAUGCAUUAACUAACAUGAACUAACCAUGAGCAAUACAUUUGUUACAUUUACUAAUCUUCGCUAACGUUAGUUAAUGAAAAUACAGUUGUUCAUGUUAGUUCACAGUGCAUUAACUAAUGUUAACAAGAUUUUAAUAAUGUAGCUAUUAGUAAAUGUUGAAAUUAACAUUAACAAAGAUUAACAAAUGCUGUAUAAGUGCAGUUCAUUAUUAGUUCAUGUUAACUAAUGUAGUUAACUAAUGAACCUUAUUGUAAAGUGUUCUUUUCCUUACAUUUUUUAUAAAGUAUUGCACAGUCCCAUUAACGCCAAUAAUAUUGCCAGAGAAAAACAUUGUAAAUAAAUUGCAAUUCCUGUGCAAUUUUUCGACGUCAUUUGUAAAAUAUGAAAAUACGUGUCAUAAAAGUGUCAUUUUACUAUGUAUAUUUUAUUUACCCUGAAUAUCUACUCAAUAUAUACUUCUUUACAUUUACAUAUAUUCAUAUGUAUAUACGUUUUUCUCUGUUUUCUCUCAAAAAAAUAUACAUUUUUUUCUCUGUAACACGCGUCAUAAACCAUCCAACGUGACAGCUGUUUGAAAAGGAUCAAAUGUCAACUGAUUCGUUGAUAUUUUUAUAGUCAUUUAUUAUAAAUGCUAAUCUAAAUAAAUUACAAACGCUGUUGCUGCGAAUGAAAAUCUGCCAAAGAAACAAAACACACCAGCAACUCUGUAAUUUUAUUGGGAGCACUUCCUCAUAAACAAACGCUCGAGUUGAAGCGCUGAAAGUGCGGCAGCUGAAACCUCCGAUGCGUUUCCAACCGGGGUGAUGACGUAUCUCCGAACAGUCAACAGACGCGCACAGUCGGUCCGGACUGAAGCUACAACGGGGCUAAUAUUUCUCCCUUUUUCUGCUGUCUGUGCGCUUUGGCGAUGUGAAAAACAUCGUUCAUACAAGGCGGCCGGAAUAGAGUGUUUACACGGCGCAAACGAGUCCGUUCGUGGCGGUUUUUGGGGAUGAGAGCGCGCUCCGGAGUGUGACGCCUGUGUUUAUUCGUGUUCACUGCGACACGGAAAGUGACAGUGCAGGAUUCCUCGUCUUGACAGCUUAAAGACACGACUGGAGCGUCAAACAUUUAGAUUAUUGGCUUAAGGAGUCCGCUUUACUACUUUAAUGGUCUUGGUGUAGGACAGCAGGCCAGUGGAGAAAGCCUGAUCAUCAUCACCAUAAUCUUCAUCACCCCACGGCUUGUUUAUAGUUGCUUUAAAUACAUCUGUCAGUGCUUAACUUAUUUUUCAACGCGAUGAGAAGAAAUUUACAGUAUUAAUGGUGGACGGGGACAUUAAUAACACAAUGUUUGCUGAUAAUGUCAACACGAUGUGCAUGUGAGACUCUUUUAAUGCGGCUAAAACUGAUUCAAUUUGACUGAAAGAUGUUGUAGGUGUCUACAGCGUUGAUUGGAGCACUUAAUUGGACAUAAAUACUAAAAAAACACAGUGAUUUUCCUGAUGCAACCCUUAAAAAUCAAUACCACAGCGACAUAUGAAUGAAGCGAGGUGCAUAAAUAAAUACAGGCACUUCUAUGAUGUGAACUUUUAGUUAGUGAUACACUCACUAAGGAGAUAUUGAACGUUUUCUCCCUAAGCUUGAGAGGAUUGAACUGAAUUGUAGGUGGUUGAAGGGAACUUCUAUCGUUUUUGGUGUGAGACAGGCAGUGGCGUGCUCCAGCUCCCUGGAAAUGAGAAAAUGAAUUGCGAGGAUCAAGCUUUAGAUUUGUGCAAUGCUAUAGAUUUGUGCAAUGUGUCUGAUAACACUAUAUCACACGAAAUCCUUCCUCGUGACGGCCUCCUGCUGAUGGAUGGAGACCAAGGGGAACGGGACGCUGCUGUCCUGGCCAGGUUAAAAGACAUCCAUUUGAAGGAUGAUGAUUCCACAGAGCUCAAAGCACCGCAUAGUCAAAACAAUGGAUCCAUUGCGGUGUCAGCCGACCCUGUUAAUGGUUCUGCCGGUGACCUGAGCAAGUUUGAGGAAUCGCCAGUGACCAACUGCUCUGCUGGAGAUGGGGGUAAUGAAGCAGGUGAUUAUGAUGAUGAUAGUGAGAUGGAUAUCGGUGUGGAUUUAAGUCUGGAUGAAAAUGGCAUUUUAGAGUUCGAGCCAGCCCAGACUCAAACUGAGGAAAGUGCCUCUAUUCGCGACAACUCUCUAAUAUCAGAAACUGUCAUAGAACUGCAUUCGCAGACGCCUUCAGAGGAGCGUAGCGUCGACGUGCCCUCGGAGACGGCCUCCACGGCUACCACACCGGGCGAGGGAGUUGGGAAUAAGCACAGGUCAAAGAGGGUGACCUUUCCAUCAGACGACGACAUCGUCUCUGGCGCGGUCGAGCCGAAGGACCCUUGGAGGCACGCCCAGAAUGUGACGGUGGAGGAGAUUCUGAAUGCCUACAGACAAGCAUGCCAGAAGCUCAACUGCAAACCAAUCCCAAAAGUGCUCAAACAGAUACAGUCGUCUUUAUACUGCAAAGGUGGAACAGAAGCUGCAUCUGACAUGGACUUAAAAGACCUGACACAGCGAAACGAGUGCCUAGACCUCAAAGGAGAGAAGCUGGACUAUAAAUCAUGUGAAUCUCUGGAGGAGAUCUUUAAGAGGGUUCAGUUUAAAGUAGUAGAUCUGGAACAGACCAACUUGGACGAGGACGGAGCAUCAGCUUUGUUCGAUAUGAUAGAGUAUUAUGAAUCUGCCACUCAUCUCAACAUCUCCAGCAACAAGCACAUCGGCACCCGCGGCUGGCAGGCCGCCGCACACAUGAUGAGGAAGACGAGCUCUCUGCAGUACCUGGACGCCCGUAACACCCCGCUGUUGGACCAUUCGGCUCCGUUCGUGGCCAGAGCGCUGCGGAUCAGCGGCAGCCUUGCGGUCCUGCACCUGGAGAACGCUGGCAUCUCAGGACGACCGCUUAUGCUGCUGGCCACGGCACUGAAGAUGAACAUGAACCUCAGAGAGCUGUAUUUGGCUGACAAUAAGUUGAACGGUCUGCAGGAUUCGGCUCAGUUGGGGAAUCUGCUGAAGUUCAACUACAACAUCCAGAUUCUGGACCUGAGAAACAAUCACAUACUAGACUCAGGGCUGGCGUAUAUAUGUGAGGGUCUCAAAGAGCAGAGGAAGGGAUUGGUCACUCUGGUGCUCUGGAACAACCAGCUCACACACAAUGGCAUGGGCUACCUGACUGCCGCUUUGCCGUUCACUCAAAGCUUGGAAACACUGAACCUGGGCCAUAAUGCAGUAGGGAACGAAGGAGUGCACAAACUGAAAGACGGACUUGUAGCAAACCGGUCCAUCCUCAGGCUGGGUCUGGCCUCCACCAAACUCUCCUGUGAAGGAGCGGUCGCUAUAGCAGAGUUCAUCGCAGAGAGUCCGAGGCUCCUUCGGUUAGACAUGCGGGAGAAUGAAAUCAAGACCGGGGGCCUCAUGGCUCUUUCCCUCGCCUUUAAAGUCAACACAUCUCUGCUCCGACUCGACCUGGACCGAGAGCCCAAGAAAGAGACGGUGAAGAGUUUCAUUGAGACACAGCGCGCCCUGCUGGCAGACAUUCAGAAUGGCUGCAAGAGGAACUUCAUCUUGGCCAAAGAGAAGGAAGAAACAGAACAGAAAAUGAGACAGUCAGCUUCAAUGCCAGAAAUUGCCACAGAGGACCAAACUCAGGAGGAUGAAGAUGCAUCUGCUGAGAAAAACGAGGAAGAAAAUGCUGCCGUUCAGAAAGACGCAACCGAGGAAGAUGUAACUGAGAACCAAGAAGUCAAAGUUCAAGAAGCGACACUGCAAGACGACUCCGACUCGGACACUGAGGAUGAGGACAUAGUGGAUUCGUCGAAUGCUUCUGCAAAGACCACAUCUCCCAUACCGAUUCCUGCAAUAAACACCUGUAAGCUUGUGCCCUUGGCACCUCCUUUACAGGGAUCUCCAGCCGUCAUUUCGGGAAUUACGGUGACCGAAGCCAACGUUGCUUCCGGAGCCCCAUCAUCUCCUGGCCGCUGUUUCUCUGUGUCUAGCCCCGGCAGAGGACACAAAAUCUUUAUGGUAACACGUGUGGAAAGCCCUCCGGAGCAGCAACAGGUGACUGCAUUGCCGAAAUUUGUCCGUGAGAGGGCAGUAGAGAGCCAAACAUCUGCAACACCAACACAAACCAAUAUAAAAGCACCUUCACAACCGCCUGAGCAGAAAUCAACACAACCAACAGAUUCUGAACUCAGUGCGUUAACAUCACAUGCAGAAACGACACCUGCGCCCGCUGAAGUUCUCAACACGUCAGCGUCUUCACUUGCGGAUGAGCAGGAGAACGUGACUCAUUCUGAUAAAGUUCAGUUUGAGCAACAAGCUUCAAUAUCGGGAAGCACACAGGAACCUGCUACACCAUUUGAAAGCCAAAUUAGACUCGAUCAGACUCACUUAGAGCAGCAGUUACCAGUAGAUACAACAACAAAAACACCACAAGAGACACAAAAUGCCAGUGAAGAGGACCAGCAGGACGAGCAGAUCCAGGGAUCAAGUCCCACGCAAACAGAGCCAUCAGUGUCAGGACAAUCCCGGGACGGGACGCCAAACCCUGAAGAACAGCAAAAGCUGCAGCCUUCACUGGAGGUCACGGGAGGUCAUGAACUCCUAGAUACGGACGGCUGUAGUGCUCAAGCGGGAUCUUCUGAUGAAGAAGCCGAAGGUUGUCCGGUUAUGAGCGCGGGAGCAGUGCUUCCCAAUGGGCUGAAGCCAGAAUUUGCCUUUCACCUGCUCGAACCAGAGGGACUCAAACCAGCCAGCUGCAUUAUGGAGCAUGUGAGCAUGACUGCGGAGCUGAGCUGCGGGCAGGAUUUAGAAGAGCUUCUCCUUGAUGCCAGUCUGGACACCAGCAGAGAUGCACCAUAAUGCUGUAAUCUAGGAUCCACACGUGUAGUGAGAACCAGAAGGGCCGGUUUGUUCUUGCCACAUGGCAUUUGCUCAUAUUCCUCUGGACUCUUUCCAUCUUUCUCUUGUGUCUUUUCCACAAAUUUUCAAAACAACACGGAGAACUUCCCUGAAAUGUCCAACCUUUAAAAAUUGGCGUUGUAUUGAAAUUACGAAAACCUGUGAUUGGUUACUUUGCCGUAAAGUUGUUCAGUAUGUUCGUUCAGCGAUGGUGUUCUUCAAAAACACAAUUACCAAAGACACACACGCGGAGAAACACGAACUUUUCGCUAACCGGCGACCUUCUUCUGUUCCACCCCUUUAUGCUGUUGGCGUGUCACUGCUCACCGUCGCCCCCUCGUGGAUUGGAGGUUGUAAUGCAGUAGAAAGACUGACCAGCUGGAACACUUUGAGCAAAGACAUUGAAGCAUUGGUUUUGGCUUUCAGAUCUUGUCGGCCAGGCGGAAGUUGUUUAGCGAGUGCCUCGUCGCACUCGGGUGUAUGUGUGCGUUUGUCAUUAUUAUUGUCUCAUUAACACAAAAAAAGGACUUACCAAAGUGACACGCAUCCGCUUUCCAUUUGUUCCUGCUGCUGCUCAGGAAUCGGUCAAAACAUCCACUUCUGAUCUCACCAGGUUCACUCCAUCAACCAGCACCUCUGAAGCCGCGAAAGCGCUUUGAAACCUGUGUGAAUAUGUGGAACAAUCGAUAAUUGUUGAUCUUUAGCGAAUCAUCUGAAUGAUCCAGAUGAUUUGGAAAAAACAGGCGAAUGAAUUGUACAAUUUUCACUCUCUUUUUCACCCACACACACAAAUACUCAUUCUGUCUUCCAUCGGUAACCCUGUGUGUCACCAUACGUACUCAUCCGAAUCAGGACAUGCCUUUAAACCUUUUUUCAGCUCUUUAUUCUGGCUGCUUGGCUGAAUCAGUUUAUAUUUAUUUUAAACAACCCGAGUCUGUUGUGUGAUUUAGUUUUUUUCCUCCCCGUGUUCCCUGUCUUUUUUUUUUUUUUUUUUUUAAAGCUGUUGUUGUGGGAUUUUCCCCCCUUUGGUGUAUAUUUUCAGAUUCUAUAAAGAGCAAAUAUUAAGUUUAAAGUUUUUCCUAUUUUGAUUGGUUGGGGUUUGGGAAAGGGGUGGGGCUCUGUUGAUUUAUAUAAAUGGGGGUGGAGCUCUGGGAGAGUAUAUUAUGUAAAUCAAGAGUGUGUUUGGGCAUGAAGGCCGCCAUUUACAAUGAGGCAGUAGGAGUGCCGGACCACAAGACUUCAUGAAGAAAACACUAAACUUGUGUGACGCUACUGCCGCCGGAGACACUAGAGACUAAACUUUACCUCAAAAGAUGUCACCAACGUUGGACAAAUGAAAAGCUUGUGACAUCGAAGCGAGGCUUGACCCGAUAAAUGUAGUACUUGCCACCAUUCCAGGCUCUGUGGUUGGUGCUUUUCGGUUUCUCUCUUUCUCUUUAACAUCUGGUUGAUGUUGACUCUGACUUUGAAAGCAGACGUCUAUCUGCCAGACUUCAGAGAAGCUUUGCCUCUACAUCCAGAUCAUCUUUGACCUUGAAAUCAACACUUCUGUGCCCCCAACCCGAUGUUUGUAAUGCUUUAUUUUUAGUCAUUUUUAAAAUUACCUGUUAAAUUAAUCAAACUGUACUGGUAACACAAAGAGAUGUGUAUGGCUUUUUCCCUCUCAAAUAAAUGCAUGUAAUGAGAAAAGUA